Mesocricetus auratus (golden hamster) is the source of this 1519-nucleotide messenger RNA. It is a transcript of the gene Cfap36, whose product is annotated as cilia and flagella associated protein 36. Bases 171 to 1202 code for a protein of 343 amino acids. Gene Ontology annotation, cellular component: axoneme; ciliary base. Lineage: Eukaryota; Metazoa; Chordata; Mammalia; Rodentia; Cricetidae. The record is from RefSeq and is a predicted model, not a curated record. The transcript is spliced from 10 exons.
GUGUUGUCAUAGCGACCAUUUUACGUUAACUGGUUUGUAGUGUCUAGCCCGGGGGCCUGGCGACUGCCGAGCCGUGCUGCCCGCAUUCUCGGUCGGUUUCCUGCGGCCGAAAGGUCCGAGCGGCCGGGGGGAAUCUGGCCUAGACAUCCGUGUCGCCUGGUGCGGGCGGGAUGGCUGCGGAAGAAGAGGACGAGGUGGAAUGGGUGGUGGAGAGCAUCGCUGGGUUCCUGCGGGGCCCGGAUUGGUCCAUCCCCAUCUUGGACUUUGUGGAGCAGAAAUGCGAAGUUUUCGAUGAUGAAGAAGAAAGCAAAUUGACCUAUACAGAAAUUCAUCAAGAGUACAAAGAGCUAGUUGAAAAGCUGUUAGAAAGUUACCUCAAAGAAAUUGGAAUUAAUGAAGAUCAGUUUCAAGAAGCAUGCACCUCUCCCCUGGCAAAGACACGUACAUCACAGGCCAUUUUGCAGCCCGUGCUGGCAGCAGAGGACUUUACUAUCUUUAAAGCAAUGAUGGUCCAGAAGAACAUUGAGAUGCAGCUUCAAGCCAUCCGGAUAAUCCAGGAGAGGAAUGGUGUGUUACCUGACUGCUUAACUGAUGGUGCCGAUGUAGUCAGUGACCUUGAACAGGAAGAGAUGAAAAUCCUGAGGGAAGUCCUCAGAAAAUCAAAAGAAGAAUAUGACCAGGAGGAAGAAAGGAAACGGAAAAAGCAGUCAUCAGAGGCUAAAAUGGAAGAACCGCCAGUGUAUACUAGUGAAGCUGCAAAAAUGAGUAAUUCCCAAGGAGAUGGUGAACCUUUUGUACAGCCAUCUGCAGAAGUUAAAGUGCAUUUUGCUAAUCAGUCAGUACAACCCAUGGGAAGAAAGAUGGAGCUGUUGCCUGAAGCAUCCUCCCUCCCACAGAAAGGUCUGAAGAUCCCUGGUUUAGAACACUCAAGCAUGGAAGGACCAAUAGCAAAUUUGUCAGCACUUGGAACAGAAGAGUUACGGCAACGAGAGCACUAUCUCAAGCAGAAGAGAGACAAGCUGAUGUCCAUGAGAAAGGAUAUGAGGGCAAAACAUAUCCAGAAUACUGAGCAAAAGGGAAAGCCUACCAGGGAGGUGGAGGAAAUGACAGAGAAGCCAGAAAUGACAGCAGAGGAGAAACAAACAUUACUAAAGAGGCGAUUGCUUGCAGAGAAACUUAAAGAAGAAGUUAUUAAUAAGUAAUAUGAAGAGUUAGCGAAACAGAAGCCCACAUUUUCUUAAAAAUAAAGUAUUUAAUCCUCAAAGACAGUUUCAAGCAAAUACCUGCUUUUCUAAAUGCAACCAUAAGCUCACUAUUAUUAUUUUAAACAGGUAAAGAGCAAAAGAGGGAAGGCAGUUUAGCAGAAAUUUCUGCAUAGAACCAGGUAUGGUGGUGCAUGCCUAUACUCCUAGCACCAGGAACAGUUCAAGGUCAUCCUCAAUGACACAGUAAAUGGGAAGACAGCCUAGGUUACACAAACCUGUCUCACAUAACUCAAAUAAAGAAAUAAUAAAACAAA